Molecule: messenger RNA, 1211 nt
Organism: Aspergillus campestris IBT 28561
Lineage: Eukaryota; Fungi; Ascomycota; Eurotiomycetes; Eurotiales; Aspergillaceae
Product: Bax inhibitor-1 family protein
Exons: 3
Coding region: 71-889 (272 amino acids)
Cellular component (GO): membrane
Source: RefSeq, a predicted model, not a curated record
ACUCUUCAUGCAUCUCCUCCAUCUCGAGAACCUCUCGGAUUAACGACGAUCAGCUUCAACACGUAGCAACAUGGCUGCGAACACCAGAUACGAGGCAGCUCCCCAGCGGGACUCCUUCGAGGACGACCACUACACCCAGCCGCCGCCGUCUUAUCAGGCAACCGACAUUGGCCAUGAGCCGGCCCCGCGCAGCGAGGAUGAUAAUGUUCCGGAUGAUUUUAAGUUUGGGGGGAUGGUUGCGGAGGGCACCCUGCCCGUUCGGAUGCAGUUCGUGCGGAAGGUUUAUGCGAUUCUAACAAUGCAACUCCUCCUCACAACCUUCAUGAGCUCCAUCUCCUUCUUCAGCGACACCUACCGGUCCUGGAUCCAGUCCAACUUCUGGCUCAUGAUCGUCUCCGUCUUCGGCGCCCUCGGCAUGAUGCUCGUCACCUACUGGAAGCGCAAAAGCUACCCGGCGAACCUGCUCUUCCUCUCCGGCUUCACCAUCCUCGAAGCCUACUCCAUCAGCGUGGCGGUGUCCUUCUACGACGCGCGCAUCGUCGUGCAGGCGCUCGUCCUCACGCUCGGCAUGUUCGUCGCGCUGACGCUCUUCGCGUGCCAGACGCGCUACGACUUUACCAACUGGAUGCCUUAUCUGUUUGGGGCGCUGUGGUUCGCGAUCCUGUUUGGAUUCGUGGCCAUGUUUUUCCCCGCUAGUGGAACUGUGCAGCUGGUUUAUAGUGGGCUGAUUGCGAUUAUCUUCUGCGGUUAUAUCCUUGUUGAUACGCAGAUGAUUAUGCGCCAUUAUCAUGUUGAGGAGGAAAUUGCUGCUUCGAUCGCGCUUUACCUGGAUAUCCUCAAUUUGUUUUUGGCUAUUUUGAGGAUUCUGAAUAACCAGAGCAAUAACUAGUUUGCCACCAUCGCCAGCAGAACCAGUCUGGACUUUUACCCCAUCCAUCCAUCAUCCCCAGAUUGCGAUUGAUUGAUUGAUUACUUCUACCUUAUUCUAUGGGAUCUGUAUGAGUUUGUUUCUAUCGAUUUGCUCAUUCUACUAUCAACUCAACUAAAAAACUAAUCCUCCUCUCCUCUGUUCUGUUCGCUGACCCUUUUCUUCACAAGCACUUACCCAUGUACUUCCUUUUUUUGUCUCAUUCCAUAGGAUGAAUCCACUCCGUAACUUCUUAGCUUGUUGCCUGUUCCUGCAGGUCUAAUGCCAUUUAUCAUUUCCAUGG